AUGCCGGACCUCCCCACCGGCCUGCCUCCUCCACGCCGCCGUCGUCCACGUCCUCCACCACGAGCACCACUGCCCUGGACCCUACUAACCCGCCGUGUGCCGCGCCCCUCCUUUCUCUCCCUCGCCCCGUGUGAUGGUGCUGCUGCACUGCGGCCGCCCUCGCCCGAGCACAACGCCACUCGCCCCGCUCGCCCCCGCAGCCACUGUUGCCCUGCUGCUCGUCGGCUCCGCCCCGCCUUGCUCGCGGCAGCGCCCGCCACCGGCCGCUGGUGCCGCGCCCGCCACCGGAGCCCCGCCUCCGCCCGCUGUUGCUUCGGCGACUGCCGCAGCCCGACCAGUUCCUCCCGCGCCCGUCGUUUCCCCCACUCGCUUGCGUGCCAGCACCGGCAGGAGCUCCCGCCUCGCCGGCUAUCGCUCACACCCCCGCUGCAUCCCCGUGCUACUGCUCACCGCUGCUUCCUGCGCGUCCCCGCGGUGCCCGCGCCGCCGCCCCUGCGUCGUCCCCGCCACUCACAGCUCCCCGCUCCGCUUCGCCUCACUCCGGCCGGCCGCCCCCCCUCCCCCCGCGCGCUCACCUGGCCCGCGCCCGGCGACCUCUGGCCGCCCCGCCGUGGCUGCGCCCGUCGCUCCCUGUCCGCCCCGACGAGCGCCUACGCCCGCACCCGCGCCCGUGAAGCCAACGCCUGCUAA
This is a messenger RNA of Aegilops tauschii subsp. strangulata, 690 nucleotides long. Lineage: Eukaryota; Viridiplantae; Streptophyta; Magnoliopsida; Poales; Poaceae. The record is from RefSeq and is a predicted model, not a curated record.